Messenger RNA from Moneuplotes crassus, 1023 nucleotides. The record is from the annotation of a GenBank genome assembly. NCBI's taxonomy places the organism in Eukaryota, Ciliophora, Spirotrichea, Euplotida, Euplotidae.
CUUAUGGGUUGAUAGGAAUUAAUCCUAUGUUCUAGGGCUCACCACAGUGUACCAAAGAUAUGGUCGAUAACUGCCAGAUACAAUGCUGGUACCCACAGUUUAAGAAAAUCACAUUUAAGGUAAAAAUUAUCGAACUUCCUUCUGAAUUUCGAAAUUAUUUGGAGGAAGAUGGGGUGUUUAUGCCUCAAAAUUAUUAUGUUGAAGAUGAUCAAGACUCAAAUUCAGAUGAAGAGUCGAUAGAGAGUGAAGAUAAAACACCGAAGUAUGACUUCUCAGCUCUUGAAGAGGAGAUCAAAGCAACAGUUGAUGAAUAUGAUGAGAAAGUCUUUAUCAAACUCAACUGGAGCGCUCCAAGAGAUGCUAAUUGGCUCGUCCCAAACUUGCAUUGUGAGAGCACGCAAGAAAUUUAUAGUCUGCUUAAGUCAUCAGUCUUUAUCUCACAUGAUGUCUCAGCUGCUUACCAAGGUUGAGUUGAUCAUGAAGGAAACUCAGCUCCUGAGAAAUUAUAUCUUGCUUUAAAGAAAUAUCACCAUAAUGUUCGAACUCAUCGAGAAAAUGAAUUCAGAUGUUUUGUAAAAGAAAAUACUCUUAUCUGAGUUACCCAAAGAGACACCCAAGUAUACUAUCCCUCUUUAGAAACUCAGCUCGAGCAGUUUAAGCCUUUAAUAUUGGACUUUUUCAAUGACCACCUCCAAGGACACUUUGCAGAUCCAAGUUUUGUGUUUGAUAUUUACAUCGAUAUUCCUCCAAACAACAAAGUCUGGUUGGUCGACUUCAACCCAUGGCAUUCCAAAACAGACCCUGGGCUUUUAGAUUGGAGUGAAGUCAUGGCACAUCCUACUUCAGACCCUGUGGAGUGGAGGAUCAUCACUGAAGAAACUGGAGUCAGAGCCAAUGAGAUGUCUCAAUACAAGGUGCCUGCAGAGAUCGUUGAAGCCCCCAACUCAGACGAAGUCAAGCAGUUCUUCGACGACAUGAGGGGUGCCACUUCAGAAUAAUUGUUCAAUUUUGGGGGAGUAAUUA